This is a messenger RNA of Chelonus insularis, 2369 nucleotides long. It is a transcript of the gene Atg14, whose product is annotated as autophagy related protein 14. Gene Ontology annotation, cellular component: extrinsic component of phagophore assembly site membrane; phosphatidylinositol 3-kinase complex, class III; autophagosome. Gene Ontology annotation, biological process: mitophagy; cellular response to starvation; autophagosome assembly. The transcript has 9 exons. Lineage: Eukaryota; Metazoa; Arthropoda; Insecta; Hymenoptera; Braconidae. Bases 38 to 1480 code for a protein of 480 amino acids. The record is from RefSeq and is a predicted model, not a curated record.
AACAGACUUCCAAUCGUCAUUUGUUGGACUCUUGGUUAUGGCGACAAGCAGUUCUGAUGGUUCUUGUACGGCUCCCGCUGAUUUUCAACUUUCAUCUGAAUUGGAAGACGUUUCAAGUCGACUAAGUGUAAAUCUUCUCAAGUGUCCGUUGUGUCAUUAUAGUCGAAGAAUAUUUUAUUGCAGACAGUGUAUUCAAAAUGGUGAUUUUAUUCACUCAACUUCUGUUUACUCUGAAAGAUUUGCGGAUAAACAAUUGCGGUUGUUACGAUUGAAAGCAGCUCGAGCACAAUUGGAAGAAAAAUGGUCAAAACUUUUUGAAAAAUAUAGACAAAAAGAUAAAUUGGUAUGUGAUAUCAAUAUGUGUAAAGAAAGAGUGAGACUUUUACAGGCUUUAGUAAAUGAAACAAAACAAAGCAUAUAUAAAGGAAAUCAACGACUCAAUGUUUUGAAAGAUAUUAAUUCUCAAUUGGUACAAAGACUACCAAAACAUGAAGAGAGAGUUGAAAAACUUCAUAGAUAUGUCAAUAACUUGAAGAUUAAACAAGAAAAAAAACGAGAGGAUGUUGAUAGAAAACGACAACAGUUAAAAAAAGUUAUAAGAGCUGCAGCUAAACAAUUGGUUCAAUAUAUAUUUCCAUUGAGCCAAGUUGAACCUGAAAGAAGUUUAUACGGAAGCGAAGAAGAGAAUCUUAGUUCAGAUAUCGUAACAUGCGCAUUAGCUGAUGCUUCUGGUACUUCAUAUGUAAGAGGACGUUGGAUUAGCGAAUCUGAAAAUAGUUUAGAAAUGCAUCAUCGUAUUGUUGCACCAACCCUACCAGGUUCUGGUGACUAUAGUGCUUAUUCACUCUGGGUUGCUGCAAGUAAAGACGGAAUCCCAGAAGCUAAUAAAGAAAAUACUGUUAGCAAUCCUGCGUAUAAUAUCAGCGCUGCUUUGACUUAUGCUACACAACUUGUGAAUGUACUUGCUUAUUACAUCAAUGUUCGAUUGCCAUACAAAUUAACAUACAGCGAAUUUUGUGGUAAUGAAAUGUCUGAUCAAAAAUUUGCACGAAAAGUUGCGAGACUUAAUAGCAAUGUAUUGCAUCUUUGUUUUACACAAAAUACAGACCUCAGAGUUUUACAUCCAAUGCAUACUUUGCAAAAUCUCAUACACUUGCUUAAUACAGAAAUAAGUGAUCUUGGCAGAAUUGGUCCCAUGGAAGUAGAUCCAAGUCUAGUAGAACAGUUACAUAAUCAAUUGACUCCUGAUUUAGAAAAUAGUGAUGAUUCAGCUUCUGAUGAAGAGGAAGACGCUUUCAACUGGGAAUGGGAGGCUGUUCCAAAUGUUGCCUGUCCAGAAAUGCAAGUUCCUAAUCCCAGUGCUAUAACUAGCCAACAAUCAUCAAGCAUCCAAGUUAAUCAAAGUGUUGCUGGAGGUUUAGUAACAAGUGCAGCAGCUAGUAUUGCCUCAAUUUGGCGAGGAUGGACUACUAAUAGAUAGAAAAUAAUUUUAACAAACAAAAAGUAAAUAUUUAAUUCAUAAUAACAGUGAUGUGAAUUUUUUCUUUUAUUUUCACGUGUUUGGGAUUAUAUUUUUUUAUGCAAAAUUUGACUUUUUCAUCAACGAAAAUAUAUGUCAAGCACAAUAGACGAUAGUUGACUAAAGUAACUGAGACAAAGUUGGUAGUUGUUAUAAUUAUUAUUCAUUGAAAGAUAAAAAUUAAAUAAUAUUAGUUGAAGUGUAAAUCGUUACAAUAGUUAUAAAACAAAUAUGUGAUAUAUUCAAUUUUACAUAAAAAUUCAAGACUAUUCUUGAAUUAAUUUAUAUUUCAGGAGGAUAAAUAGUUGAUUCUUCUUCAAGUGUAUAAAGUUUUAAUCAAAAUAUCUUUCCUCAUAAGAAAUAAGAAUUUUAUAUAAAAAAAUAAACCACAGUUCACUGAAUAUAUAAAUGUAUAUAUAAUCAGCACAAAUCAACAAAUAAGUACAACUUAAUCGUAGCUAUUUAACGAUAGCAGCGAGUAAAUAAAGAUACUGAUCAAUUUGCUGUGUUCCACUCGUAAUAAAUAAUUAUUAUAUAAUAAAUUAAAUGUGUAUAUAUAAAUAAUAUUGAUUAUAAAUAUUAUAAUUCGUAAUAAGUUUUAAGAAAAAAUAUCAAAUUCAUUUUGCAAAUGACAUCAUUGAGAAAAUCUUUAUAUUGUUAUUAAUUCAUUUAAGUGAUAUUUCUAUGUGAUAUCUCUUAAAUAUUUGGGAUGUUUUUUUUAAUUAUUAUGAAAUAUUAUGUACGUGUUGUGAAAAAACAUACUGUAAUCAUACUUCUCUAUGUGCUAAGAGGAGAUAGAUGAAUCAUUUAGUCGUUUACAAGUGACAAUAAAAAAAAACAAGAAAAAAAA